AUGAACAGGAGCUUGGUCAGACUAUUCAAUAACGGAAAACAACUUCCAGUCCCCCAUACGCUUCAAUUCUUCUCGGCAACUCGUAAAAGUGCCACAUUUGCCCACCAGGAAACGCUUGUUGACAGGCUUCUGCGCAAUAACGCGACCAGAGCAAGCGAUCCGAAGUAUCCGAGCCAAUUCAAACGCGGGCGAAAGCAUCGGCAAUCAGCUCCCCUUCAAAGCAGCUUCUCCCAUUCGAUCGUUGUUCUCGCCGUUGUUGCUUCGACCGCGGCUAUAUACUGGACUAUCUGUCUGAGCAGAACUGGUCCUGUAGAAAUUGCUUCCGACCUCUCGCUUUCCACCAUGGCAACCACUCAAGCCCCUCCUGGUCACUUCGGUAAUCUUUCCGCUGAGCAAGAGAGAAAGCUGCAGGAAUUCUGGCAGGCUGUUGCCGGUGUAUCUGGCUGGUCUGAACGUGGAACUGGUAUUGCACAAGAUGCUGUGAAGAAAGCUGCCGCGCCGGAAUCAGAGCCUCAGCCGAGCAGUGGAGGAUGGGGCUUCAGCAUGUUCCGAAAAAAUGACAAUGCGGAGUCUUCUGGCAAAUCCACUGUCGAUGAGGACAAGUUUGGCCUAAAUAAACAAUUCAGCGAGGUUCUGGCCAAACAAUCGGCAGAAACCAUUCGAGAUUCCAUCUGGGAGAUGACGAAGCACGAUCAUCCAGACGUUCUUGCACUACGUUUCCUUCGCGCACGCAAAUGGGACGUCCAGCAAGCUCUUGUCAUGUUUGUUACAGCUGUAAACUGGAGGAAGAAUGAAAUGAAGGUGGAUGAUGACAUCAUGAGAAACGGUGAGGCUGGCGCUUUACAUGAUGAGCGGGAUGGCAGUGGCGGAGCGAAGCAGGUCGGUGCGGACUUCCUCGCGCAACUUCGCAUGGGAAAGAGCUUUCUCCACGGUGCAGAUAAGGAAGGUCGACCGGUUUGCGUUGUUCGUGUUCGCCUGCACCACGGCGGCGAGCAGAGUGCCGAGAGCAUUGAGAAAUACACAGUCCAUGUUAUCGAGACUGCGCGUCUGCUCCUGAACCCACCAGUUGAGACGGCAACAAUCAUUUUCGACAUGACUAGCUUCACCUUGUCUAAUAUGGACUAUGCCCCUGUUAAGUUCAUGAUCAAGUGCUUCGAGGCGAACUACCCCGAGUCCCUUGGUGCAGUGCUUAUCCAGAAUGCACCUUGGCUCUUCCAAGGGAUCUGGCGCGUCAUCAAGCCUUGGUUGGAUCCGGUAGUCGCAGCCAAGGUCCACUUCACCAACGGCAGAAGUGGCCUGGAAGAGUUCAUCGCACCAAGUCAGACCCCAAAGGAGCUUGGUGGCGACGAGGACUGGGAAUACAAAUAUAUUGAGCCUGCGGAAAACGAGAAUGCCGCCAUGCAGGACACUGCCACUAGAGACAAGAUCCUAGGGGAGAGAUCUGCGCUCGUGAAAGAAUUCGAGGAGGCUACCAAGUCUUGGCUCCGCGAGAGCGACAAAGAGAGCGGUCAAGAAGCUCGUAAAACCCGUGAUUCCAUCGCAACUCAGCUGAAAGACAACUAUUGGAAGCUGGAUCCCUAUAUCCGCGCCAGAUCACUUUAUGACCGCCAGGGUGUCAUUGGCACUAAUGGAGUCAUCAACUUCUACCCAGGUACAACAGCUGCGGAGAAUUAA
Messenger RNA from Akanthomyces muscarius, 1674 nucleotides. RefSeq lists its product as uncharacterized. NCBI's taxonomy places the organism in Eukaryota, Fungi, Ascomycota, Sordariomycetes, Hypocreales, Cordycipitaceae. The transcript has 3 exons. The record is from RefSeq and is a predicted model, not a curated record. The coding region runs from base 1 to 1674 and encodes 557 amino acids.